This is a messenger RNA of Lampris incognitus (smalleye Pacific opah), 1193 nucleotides long. Its product is annotated as zinc finger protein 263-like. Gene Ontology annotation, cellular component: nucleus. The transcript has 3 exons. Gene Ontology annotation, molecular function: RNA polymerase II cis-regulatory region sequence-specific DNA binding; DNA-binding transcription factor activity, RNA polymerase II-specific. The record is from RefSeq and is a predicted model, not a curated record. Gene Ontology annotation, biological process: regulation of transcription by RNA polymerase II. NCBI's taxonomy places the organism in Eukaryota, Metazoa, Chordata, Actinopteri, Lampriformes, Lampridae. Bases 82 to 975 code for a protein of 297 amino acids.
GGGACACUUCCCCGAGAAUAGUUAACGCUUCUUUUUUUGUACUAAAUCUUUAACAGUGCCGGGCGGGAUCGACGUUUUAAGAUGUCUAAAAUCCAGAUGCUGAGAGCGCUGAUAAACGAGAGACUGACGGCAGCCGCGAAGGAGAUUUUCGACGUGUUUGGGAGCGCCAUCGCCGAGUACGAGGAGGAGUUGAGCCGCUCGAAACUGGAGAUCGAGCGGCAGCGCAGGUUGUUGGAGCUUUCUCGCAAACCGGAGAUCUCCUUGGAAAGCACAGCUCCUCUACAGCAGGAGUGGAGCUCGGCGGCGGAGGACGAGGACCCGUGGCCUCCACACAUUAAGGAGGAACCGGAGGAGCUGUGGAGGAGCCGCAUGGCACUGCGGCCUCGAGGCUUGGAUGAGGAAGACGUCCUGAAGUUCACGUUCUUCCAGACGACAGAGCAGAACCCUCAGCAAACCCCUCUGCCUCUCUCGGGCUUCCCGCAAGCGGAGAAGAAAACGCAGAACCUCCGGCCGCAGACCCACACCGAGCCGGAUGACACGGGGUCGGAAGCGCCUUGUAACGGCCAGCCGAUGUCCUCGGGCUGGCCGACGACGGGAACGCCGCCUCCCAUGGGGCUGGAAGCGGCGGCGGAGGACGCGUACAUCUGCAGCGUUUGCGGCAAAGUGUUCAGCCAGCGCGGCCACUGGUCCAGACACAUGCGGCUGCACCGGCUGGGCGGGCGCACCGCGGACAGGUCUUACCGCUGCAACAUCUGCGGUAAAAGACUGAGCCGGAUGGACGGCUUCCAGAAACACCUGAGGGUCCACACGGGCGAGAAGCCAUACUGCUGCAGCCUCUGCGGCAAGAGAUUCAGCGACAACUCCAACUACAAGAGACACAUCCGCACCCACACGGGUGGAAAUUCAGGCAACCGGCCGGCCCGGGGACGAGGCGCGCGGACAGAACCGGAACACGGAGCCGCCUGCGUCCUCUAGCAGGAAGCUGAUUGGUUGUCACGGCGGAAGCGUCGCAUCAUGUGACUUCCUGUUGGCGGGGAGAUUUGAACAGAGUGACAGGACAUUAACGCGUGUAAUUGGUUUGGCUGUUGGCAACCCUGUUUUGUUUUGAAAUCUUCUAUAAUGAUGUAUUAAUGAUAUAUUAUGUCUGUCCACACAAUCUGGUAGACGGACUUUUCACUGAGGCGUUGGACAUG